AUGGCAUCAUUCAACCUCACCCCCUCUGACCCUUCAAUGUUCAUCCUAAUGGGCAUCCCUGGCCUGGAAGCUGCCCAUGUCCUGAUUUUCAUCCCUUUCUCUAUGUUCUACCUUACUGGCCUGUUGGGAAAUUUCAUGGUUCUGUUUGUUGUAGGCAAAGAGGAGACUCUGCACACACCGAUGUAUCUGCUGAUCUGUAUGCUGGAGCUCACAGACAUUGGCACAUCUACCUCCAUUGUGCCUAAAGCACUGUUUAUAUUUUGGUUCAAUUUGAAAGGUAUUACAGUGGGUGGCUGCCUCACGCAGAUGCUCUUUUAUCACGCUGUUAGUGUUAUGUACUCAGCCGUCCUUGUGACAAUGGCCUUCGACCGCUAUGUUGCCAUAUGUAACCCUCUGAGAUACACCACCAUCCUCACUAACAAAAGAAUAGCUAAGCUAGGGCUCCUGGGUUUGAUAAGAGCUGUUCUCUUUGUUCUGCCUGCAUCCCUGCUCCUCAGCAAGCAGCCAUUCUGUGCAAACCACAUUAUCCCCCAUAUGUACUGUGACCACAUGGCUGUGGCAAAGAUGUCGUGUGGGGACAUCACAGUCAACAGGACGUACAACUUGGUGAUAGUGUUUGUAGUCAUUGGGUUAGACCUGACACUCAUUGCCCUGUCCAAUGGUCUGAUCAUCAGGGCUGUCCUCAGAAUCUCUUCCAGGAAAGCGCAUCAGAAAGCCCUCAACACCUGCACAGCCCACAUCUGUGUGAUGCUGACGUCUUAUACUCCCUCCCUCUUCUCUAACCUGACAUAUGAGUUUGGUCAUGGCAUUGCUUCCCAUGUUCACAUCAUCUUGGCCAAUGUCUAUUUCCUCAUCCCCCCCAUGCUCAACCCUAUCAUUUAUGGGGUCAAAACCAAAGAGCUUCGUGACAAAGUGGUUAAAUAA
This is a messenger RNA of Gopherus evgoodei (Goodes thornscrub tortoise), 924 nucleotides long. Its product is annotated as putative olfactory receptor 52P1. The record is from RefSeq and is a predicted model, not a curated record. The transcript has a single exon. Gene Ontology annotation, molecular function: G protein-coupled receptor activity; olfactory receptor activity. Lineage: Eukaryota; Metazoa; Chordata; Testudines; Testudinidae. Gene Ontology annotation, cellular component: membrane. Gene Ontology annotation, biological process: G protein-coupled receptor signaling pathway. The coding region runs from base 1 to 924 and encodes 307 amino acids.